GCCCGGCGCCCGGCCAGCGCCCCGGGAAGCGGCGUCUUGUCCCUGGCCACCGCCCAGCCCUCGCUGGGGCCCUCCUGCUGGCAUCUACGCGAUCCUACGUGGCUGUCGGACGAGGGGAGGACGGUUAGUCAGCAGCUUGGUAGCUGUAUCCCCUAGGAAGAAAACCAAAGCAGUAAGAAGAAAGCAUUUGAAUUUGGAACACUUCUUUGCAGCUGGAAAUGGGGAAUGGACUGUCAGACCAGACUUCUAUCCUGUCCAGCCUGCCUUCCUUUCAGUCCUUCCACAUCGUCAUUCUGGGUUUGGACUGUGCUGGAAAGACAACUGUAUUGUACAGGCUUCAGUUCAAUGAGUUUGUAAAUACUGUACCUACCAAAGGAUUUAACACUGAAAAAAUUAAGGUAACUUUGGGAAAUUCUAAAACAGUCACUUUUCACUUCUGGGAUGUAGGUGGUCAGGAGAAAUUAAGGCCACUGUGGAAAUCAUACACCAGAUGCACAGAUGGCAUUGUGUUUGUUGUGGACUCUGUUGAUGUUGAAAGGAUGGAAGAAGCCAAAACUGAACUUCAUAAAAUAACUAGGAUAUCAGAAAAUCAAGGAGUCCCUGUGCUUAUAGUAGCUAACAAGCAAGACCUGAGGAACUCAUUGUCUCUCUCAGAAAUUGAGAAAUUAUUAGCAAUGGGUGAACUAAGCUCCUCAACUCCCUGGCAUUUGCAGCCCACCUGUGCAAUCAUAGGCGAUGGACUAAAGGAAGGACUUGAGAAACUACACGAUAUGAUAAUUAAAAGAAGAAAAAUGUUGCGGCAACAGAAAAAGAAGAGAUGAACCACGAUACCUUUUCUAUUUGUGUGGAGUAGGUUUUCUCCUUCUGAUUUUGACAAAUGGAAGAGUGUCUACAGCCUGGUUUGCCUGCCUGCCCUCCUGGAUGCUGUUAAAGCUUUGUUUUGUUGAACAAUCAGAUGUUCAAAUCUACUGCCUUGUGGAAGAUGAGUAAAUGCAGUGCUUCUUCAAAUGGUCUCUUCUCCCUACCCCACAAGUCUUUUGGUACUACCAUUUUGGGAAGCCAAGCAAGGAUAGGAAAUUGACCAGAAAACAGUUGUGGAAAUUUGACCUGAAGUUAGUGAAAUAAAACUUUGGAGAGUGUC
Phacochoerus africanus (Common warthog) is the source of this 1141-nucleotide messenger RNA. It is a transcript of the gene ARL4A, whose product is annotated as ADP ribosylation factor like GTPase 4A. Gene Ontology annotation, molecular function: GTP binding; GTPase activity. Lineage: Eukaryota; Metazoa; Chordata; Mammalia; Artiodactyla; Suidae. The transcript is spliced from 2 exons. The coding region runs from base 219 to 821 and encodes 200 amino acids. The record is from RefSeq and is a predicted model, not a curated record. Gene Ontology annotation, cellular component: cytoplasm. Gene Ontology annotation, biological process: vesicle-mediated transport; intracellular protein transport.